Molecule: messenger RNA, 802 nt
Organism: Cylas formicarius (sweet potato weevil)
Lineage: Eukaryota; Metazoa; Arthropoda; Insecta; Coleoptera; Brentidae
Gene: mad2
Product: mitotic spindle assembly checkpoint protein MAD2A
Exons: 3
Coding region: 78-695 (205 amino acids)
Biological process (GO): mitotic spindle assembly checkpoint signaling
Cellular component (GO): kinetochore; nucleoplasm; cytoplasm
Source: RefSeq, a predicted model, not a curated record
CUCUUUCAAAAUAACUGAGGAAUUUAAUUUAAUUUAAGUUUACUAUUCCUUCACUUUUUACAUUUAAAACUCUCGAAAUGACUAGUGCUGCAGUGAAAAGUCGAUCCGCAAUCACUGUUAGAGGGUCGGCCGAGAUAGUAUGUGAUUAUUUAAAUUUUGGAAUAAAUUCCAUAUUAUUUCAACGUGGCUUAUACCCUCCAGAAACUUUCAAAGCUGUGGAAAAUUAUGGUUUAAGCAUAUUAAUGUCAGAGGACAAUAAAAUCAAAGACUUUCUAUCUACCACACUGGACCAACUUAAAGAAUGGCUAGUAAAAAGAACAGUCAACAAAAUAGCUUUGGUAAUAACAAAUGUCCGCACUUUGGAAAUAAUGGAGCGAUGGGACUUUAAAGUUGAGUAUGAAGGCGAUGCCACAGAGGGAGAAUCUCAAAUAUCAGAAAAACCUUUAAAACAAAUUAAGAAAGAAAUUCGGGAUGUACUUAAACAAAUAGCCUCCUCUGUUGCAUACCUACCACUUUUAGAUUGCCUGUGCAGUUUUGAUAUUCAGAUCUACACUACUAAUGAUGUAGAAUUACCCAAAGAAUGGAGUGAAGCUGAGCCUGCAAAUAUAAAGAAUGCCCAAUCAGUUAAGAUGAGGUCAUUUUCAACCAAUAUUCAUAAGAUGGAAACUGUUGUUACUUAUAAAAAUGAUGAUUAAUGGAAGUUUAAAGUUACCCCUAAUAACAAUGCAUUAAGAAACCAAAAUAGUUUACUUUAAACAUUUUUUGUACUUCAAAAUCAUUUUUAUGAGUGUAUUAUUUUAAG